Messenger RNA from Wasmannia auropunctata (little fire ant), 1569 nucleotides. RefSeq names its product protein Peter pan (gene ppan). The transcript is spliced from 6 exons. Gene Ontology annotation, cellular component: preribosome, large subunit precursor. Gene Ontology annotation, biological process: rRNA processing; ribosomal large subunit assembly. Gene Ontology annotation, molecular function: rRNA binding. Lineage: Eukaryota; Metazoa; Arthropoda; Insecta; Hymenoptera; Formicidae. The record is from RefSeq and is a predicted model, not a curated record. The coding region runs from base 253 to 1512 and encodes 419 amino acids.
UCCACUUCUUCAGGGAGCGUUAGUGUCAAACGUACCGUACACACACGUGGGAAACGUGAGUGUAACCAGAGAGAAGCGCGCGAGAAAAAAGUGAAUAAGAGGAAGGAUAAUAUUAUUUUAUAUUUCAAAUUAAAGUAAAAAUUACUGUCUUUUUAAAUCUAUAAUUUUUAUUUAAUAAUAAGUGAACUUUCCUCGACUUGUUGAGCCUUGACCACGUGCUAACCUCUGAUUCCGGCCUAACUUAACCUUAUAAUGGCACGUAAAAGAAAGGGCCGAUGUGUAAAGCGCAAUAAGCAAAUAAACGUGGGCGAGAAGGAAGAGUUAGUGAAAGCGCCUCAUUCCUUUGUAUUCCACCGUGGGCUGCCAGGAGACCAUAUCGUCGAGCUUACUAAAAACUUUCGCAGAAUUAUGGAACCUUUUACGGCUUCGUCCCUGAAGGCUCGAAAGAAGAAUGCUAUUAAAGACUUCGUCUCUGUCUCGAGCGUGCUGCACGUCACUCACAUGUGCAUAUUCACAAAUACAGAGCUGGGAAUGUACCUCAAGCUUUGCAAGUUGCCUAGAGGACCCACACUCACUUUCAAGGUACACAGUUUCUCCUUAGCACGAGACAUUGUAUCUAUGUCAAAGAAGCAGCUGGUAUACGAGGAGGCCUUCAAAACCUCUCCUCUGUUGGUACUAAAUAAUUUCAGCGGGGAGGGAAUGCAUCUGAAACUUAUAGCUUCCACUUUCCAGAACAUGUUUCCAACUAUAAACUUGACCACUGUGAAUCUGAGCACAAUUCGUCGUUGUGUAUGCUUGAAUUACAACGCGACGGCUAAAACUAUUGACCUUAGACAUUACGCGAUCAAAGUUGUACCUGUAGGUUUGUCGAGAGGCAUUAAAAAAAUAGUACAAGCUAAAGUGCCGAAUUUAUCGAAGUGUCAAGAUAUCUCGGAGUUUUUGACGAAACCGACCAUGUCCGAAAGUGAAGCAGAGGAUGACGAGACCAGUCAUGUCACGCUGUCGCAAAAAUUGUCCUCGAGAGGGAAUCAGCCUAAUUCCAAGAGUGCGAUCAGAUUAUUCGAAUUGGGACCGAGAAUAACGUUGCAGUUGAUUAAAGUGGAGAAUGGACUCCUCGACGGUGAAGUGCUUUUCCAUGAAUUCAUACACAAAACGGAAGAGGAGAAACUUGCGAUAGAGAAGAAGAGAGAAAAGAAGAAGAAAUUGAAGGAGAAAAGGAAAAGAUUGCAGGAAGAAAAUACGAAAAAGAAGGAAGCGCGAAAGCAAGAACACAAGGAGAAAUCGUUGAAGGGAAUUCAGAAGAAGAGAGAAAACGAUAUGCUUAUGCAAAAAAUCGCGAAGGAAUCUACUGAAAAGAGCGAAAUGGAGGAAGACGACGAUGCGCAGUAUUAUCGUGAGGAAGUAGGAGAGGAACCUGAUAAAGAUCUGUUCCAAACAAAAAUUGGUACGAAGAGGCCACAUAAGCAUAUAACGAGAUACAAGCCGAAGAAAGCGAAACUCGGAAAAUCCUAAAGUAACAUUAAAUAAUUUGUAAAAUGUUUUGGAAAUAAAAGGCUAUAUUACACAGAA